UCAGGUCAUCAUUAGGCUCGCGGUGACGUUUAUGGCGCCAGAAAUCAAGAGGAAAGCGGGGUGUUAUUUUAUAGGCAUAUCUCCGUCUUCGAAUCGGUUGGAUUUCCUGAUAUGGUUCUGAUCGGUUUUUUUCCCUCAUGUGAAUGAGCUGGUUUAGAUCGUAAAAGGAUAAAAGAUGGUGAUGCUACGCAGAAGUAGUUCGGGCGCUGAGGCGCUGAAGCGGGACUCGGACAUGGACACGAGCUCCGAGUUUCUGUCGCUGCGGCGCGCGCAGAAAAAGUCCGCGCGCGUGCAGAAGGGCCUGGGUGACAGCUGCAGCAGCGUCGAGCACAGCCCCACUAACGGCUAUUUGUCUGCUAAAGAAAUCGACAGCAUGGGGAAAGGCGGCAUAAAGACCAGAGCCAAAACAGACAAACAUGCUGUUUCUUUCGCUGAUGUGAUUAACAAACCGAACGGAUCUCCCCAAAAGGAUGAGAAAGGCAUGAAGCAUUUAAGGAAAUCUCCCAGAUUGCAGAAAGACGAGAAGUCCGGUGACGAGAUCAACGCUGAAGAUGAGACAGCAGCCUCAAAAAAUCUCCGAGCGCGAUUACGAGAGAGAAAGGUGGACUGCACUGUGAGACGCAGCUCCAGAAUCACAAGAUACAAGUUUAACGCCCGGGAUCAGUCUGUCCUCUAUGACCGGCUCAUUACAAACACUGCAGAAGCUGUUCUCCAGAAAAUGGAUGACAUGCAGAAAAUGCGCCGAAGGCUUGGUAGCAGAGACUCUAAAAAGGAGGAGCUUAGAAUGUAUUCUGGAUCCAAGAGGAAGAGAACCACGAGGUCCUCUGAGAGAACAGACGAGGAGAGCGCCGAUGAGCAAGAGAACGGCCAUGACGAAUACACUGAUCAAGAGGACGAAAAUGAAGAUGGAGAAGGCACCGGAGAAGAAGAAGAAGAAGAAGAAGAGGAGGAGGAGGAGGAGGAAGACCAUGACGAAGGUGACGACGACGAUGAGGAAGAGGACAAUCAGAAACGCUACGAGUUCAGACAGAGAAAAGCUGUUGUACGCUACCAAGCUCCUCUCGAGGAGCCGAGGAAGCAGAGUAUAUUUUUCCACAGACACUCAACCCCAACCAGACGGAGGUAUUCCUUCAGCACCACCGGGCCAUGCAGUCCAUACAACAGACACAGAAGUAGCAGACGGAGACAUGCCAUUCACAGUAGCGACUCAACCUCCUCAUCUUCAUCUGAUGAAGAGAAAUUUGAAAGGCGGAGGAGUAAGAGUCGGAACAGGUCAACAAACAGAUGCCUACCAAUGAACUUCCGGAAAGAGGAUCUCUUGGGAAUCCACAAGGACCGUAUUAAGAUCGGAGCCAGUCUUGCAGAUGUUGAUCCAAUGCAGAUUGACCAGACGGUGCGCUUUGACAGUAUCGGGGGAUUGAACAGACACAUCGCUGCUCUAAAGGAAAUGGUGGUCUUUCCUUUACUGUACCCUGAAGUAUUUGAGCGGUUUAAGAUUCAGCCUCCAAGAGGUUGUCUAUUCUACGGUCCUCCGGGCACUGGGAAGACUCUGGUGGCACGAGCACUGGCCAAUGAGUGCAGUCAGGGGGAGAAGAAGGUGUCCUUCUUUAUGCGGAAAGGAGCCGACUGUCUCAGCAAAUGGGUGGGAGAAUCGGAAAGACAGCUCCGACUCCUUUUCGACCAGGCAUAUCAGAUGCGUCCGUCUAUUAUAUUCUUUGAUGAAAUCGAUGGGAUUGCACCCGUUCGUUCUAGUAGACAAGACCAGAUCCACAGCUCCAUCGUGUCCACUCUGCUGGCUUUAAUGGACGGUCUGGACAGUCGUGGUGAGGUGGUCGUAAUUGGAGCCACUAACCGACUGGACUCCAUAGAUCCUGCUCUCAGACGGCCCGGACGCUUCGACAGGGAGUUCCUGUUCAGCCUUCCUGACAGAGAGGCUCGUAAAGACAUUUUAAAGAUCCACACACGACAGUGGGAUCCGCAGCCGUCGGAUGCGUUCCUGGAGGAACUGGCUGACAAGUGUGUUGGUUACUGCGGCGCAGACAUCAAAGCAGUGUGUGCAGAAGCAGCCCUCUGUGCCCUGCGCCGUCGCUACCCCCAGAUCUAUACCUCCUCACAAAAACUCCUUUUGGAUGUCGCGUCUAUCAGCGUGGAAGGCCGUGACUUCCUGUCCGCCAUGAGGAAGAUUGUGCCAGCGUCUCAAAGGGCCGUGGCGUCCCCAGCCAAAGCCCUGACCCCUGUCGUUCAGCCCCUGCUGGCUAACACACUCUGCAAUGCCAUGAAGGCCCUGCAGAAGGUUUUCCCUCAUGUGGAGCAGGGCAUAAAAAAGAUGAAAAAGGACAACAAUGUGGGAGGUGUUUUAGAUGACUUGCUGCACAGUGAAGAUGAGGCAUCCUCUAUGUGCACUAGUAAUCCUGCCCAGACUAAUACAGGCCCAACCGGCUCCUUUCUCCAUUUUACCAAGAGUGCUGUCCAAGAGCCAACCACGUUCAGGCCCCGGCUGCUGCUCUGUGGGAAUCCGGGCUCAGGGCAGAGCACACACCUGGCCCCUGCAAUGCUGCAUACCUUGGAGAAGUUUACUGUCUACACACUGGACAUGGCGGUGCUUUUCGGGGUCAGCACUACCAGCCCGGAGGAGGCUUGUGCACAGCUGUUCUGUGAGGCUAAGAGAACGGCCCCCAGCAUCCUGUACAUACCACACAUGCAACGCUGGUGGGACACGGUGAGCUCUGCACUCAGAGCCACCUUCCUCAGCCUCCUGCAGGACAUCCCCUCCUUCUCGCCCAUCCUCCUCCUCGCCACAUGCAGCCUGCCAUAUCACAGCCUCUACACAGAGGUGCAGGAUCUGUUUCGUAUGGAGUAUGGGGAGGUGUUCAACGUCCCGCUUCCCUCCAAAGGGCAGAGGCUGAAGUUCUUUGAGGAUCUCAUUGUGAUCCAAGCUGCCAAAGCUCCUCCAUCUAAAAAAGAAACAGUUCUUCAGGCUCUGGAAGUUCUUCCAGUGGCCCCUCCACCUCCCCCACGCCAGCUAUCGGAGGAAGAGCAGCAGAAAUUAGAGGAACAGGAAGAGAACACGCUCAGGGAACUCCGCCUCUUCUUACGUGAUGUCACCAACAGACUCGCUCAGGACAAGCGCUUCAAGGCUUUCACAAAGCCAGUGGACACAGAGGAGGUUCCUGAUUACACUACAGUCAUUAAGCAGCCCAUGGACCUGUCCACAGUCCUCUCCAAAAUCGACCUGCAUAAAUACGUCACUGUUAAAGACUAUCUUCAUGAUGUGGACCUGAUCUGGAAGAAUGCUUUGGAGUAUAAUCCAGACACCGAUCCCUCAGAUCGCUUGAUCAGACAUCGUGCCUGCACGCUCAAGGACACUGUUCAUGCCAUCAUCAAAGAUGAACUAGAUGAAAACUUUGAAAAGAUCUGUGUUGAGAUCAAGGAGUCCCGCAUGAAACGAGGUUGUACAUCAUCCAGGUUCACACCUUCAUAUUACCAUGUUCUGCCAAAAGUCCACGCAACAUCCGAGCCAAAGACUAAUGAAAGUACCGCUUCCAAAGAUGUAGCCCCUGUUAAUACAACAACAGUGACCACACCAAAACAGCCAGUUACACAGAAGAAAAGGAGGCGCAGGAGGCUUUGGAGCAAUGGGCUUAUGAGCCGUAAAAAGCCUACACCUUCGCACACUAAAGACACAAACGGAGUCGAGUCAGACGAAGGAGAAGACGAGGAAGAAGACGAAGAAGAGGGAAAAGUAGCAGAGAGAGAGGAAGCAGAGCAGGAAGUAAACGAGUCUGAACCGAUGGACACGAGCGAAAUCCCAGAAGCUGUGCACACUCGCAAUGGACACGUCAGCAGCGGGGAAGGAGAUUGCACCGAUACCUCUGUGGAUGAGCUACAGAAUGGAAAAUCUCCUCCUGGAAUUCUGAAUGGAGAGAGUGGAGAAAAUGGAAACAAUGGUGAGGUCAAACCGGUGGAGGACACGGGUGAUCAGAGGUUAGAGCCUGCUGCAGAGGAAGAUGCGGAGAAAGGGAUGAAGCGUAUGACCAGAGGCUUGAAGUCGCAGGCUCAGAAGCUGCUUGAUGUGAACACUGCCAUGAAGAUACUGGAGCAGAAGAGCCAGCCUCUCAUUGUGGAUCACAACAAGCUAAAGAAUCUUCUGCACAACGUGGUGGACAAGACCGAGGGUUACGAGGUUGACCGUUUGGAGAAGCUUUAUGCUCGUUUGUGCCAGAGUAUCUACAGACACAGGAAAAAUCACGACAAGACUGCACUCGUACAGGAGAUGACCAAGGAAGUAGAGGAGUUUUCAUAGUUUGCCUAAACAGUACAACUAAUAUUCCUUCAUAGUACUAAAUUAUAUUUUACUACAAUGAUUUAAAAUCCUGAGUGAUGUAUAUUUCUUAUAUAUUCCUGCUCUAUUAAAAAAUUUUCAGCA
Hemibagrus wyckioides is the source of this 4426-nucleotide messenger RNA. Its product is annotated as ATPase family AAA domain-containing protein 2-like. Lineage: Eukaryota; Metazoa; Chordata; Actinopteri; Siluriformes; Bagridae. The coding region runs from base 176 to 4303 and encodes 1375 amino acids. Gene Ontology annotation, molecular function: ATP binding; chromatin binding; ATP hydrolysis activity. Gene Ontology annotation, cellular component: nucleus. The record is from RefSeq and is a predicted model, not a curated record. The transcript has 28 exons. Gene Ontology annotation, biological process: positive regulation of transcription by RNA polymerase II.